Cooperia oncophora is the source of this 423-nucleotide messenger RNA. The record is from the annotation of a GenBank genome assembly. Lineage: Eukaryota; Metazoa; Nematoda; Chromadorea; Rhabditida; Trichostrongylidae.
AUGAUCCGUCAAAUGUGGAUGUGGAUGAGCUUUGUGUCGUUAUGGAGAUGCAAUAAAGUAAGCAUGAUACCACGAGCUGACAAUACCAUGGCAGGGAAGGGAGACAAACAAUUCGAGGAAUGCGGUAGGAGUGAUCCACAGCAACACAUAGCAAGGAAGGAGGAGCAUUCGAGGAACUGGCGCUUCGACGCGCCACAUCCGAUUCGUACGCGGAGGCAAACGUGCAAAACAAAAUCUUCUCUGGAACUGAAUCAAGUUGCGCACGAUUUUGGCACGCAUUGCGAGCGAGACAACAUAUGUCUUCGUGAUGAAGAUUCGCCAUCUGGGCCACAGAGAGAUGGAUUCAAGGAGUUGCACGCUGCACGAGCCAAGAAAUAUUCCGCCUACCUCACGCAGCUAUCUCGCUGCUACGGGCGUCUUUGA